ACGACCAAUAUAUCCCUAGGGUUUAUUGAACCCAAAUAAACCUCACGUUCUUUCCUCAACCAACAAAAACUCCAAAAUGUCAAUCGAAUCAACGCCGCCGGUAGAAAACCUCACCCUAAACGACACCGUACCAGAAUCCAAAUUCUCACAACGAGUCCCAAUCCGAUCCAUCGUAACCCGACCCGACGGCGGAUCCGGACUAGCCGGACACGUCAUCAAAAUCGGCGGUUGGGUUAAAACGGGUAGAGAACAAGGCAAAGGUUCAUUCGCAUUCCUGGAAGUUAACGACGGUUCAUGUCCAUCAAAUUUACAAGUAAUAGUUGAUGCAUCGGUACAUAAAUUAAGUGAUUUAGUAUUAACUGGUACUUGUGUACAUGUUGAAGGUGAAUUGAAAGUUCCACCUGAAAGUGCUAAACAAAAAGUUGAAUUACGUGUUAAGAAAGUGUUAUCUGUGGGAACUGUUGAUGCUGCUAAGUAUCCCUUGCCGAAAACUAAGUUAACGCUUGAGUUUUUGAGAGAUGUUGUUCAUCUAAGAUCCAGAACUAACACGAUUUCUGCUAUUGCAAGAAUCCGUAAUGCCUUAGCUUAUGCCACCCAUACAUUCUUCCAGCAGAAUGGGUUUCUUUAUAUCCACACCCCAAUCAUCACAACAAGUGAUUGUGAGGGUGCUGGUGAGAUGUUCCAAGUUACUAGUUUGUUAAGCGAUGCUGAAAAAUUGGAGAAGGAGCUGAAAGAGAAUCCCGCUCCUUCAGAAUCUGACAUUAAAGCUGCUGAGCAACUUGUCAAAGAGAGAGGUGAGGCAGUUGCUCAGCUAAAAGCUGGUAAGGCGAGCAUGGAGAAAACUGAUCCCAGUAUUGCAGACAUCAACAAGAAAAUCAGUGCUGCAGUUGCUGAGCUACAAAGAGCUAAAGAGAAUCUCCUGAAGUUGCAAGACAGAUUUAAAUUGGGAGAAAGAUAUAGACUCUCUGCUGGUAUUCCUAAAAAGGAUGGAAAAGUUGAUUACUCUGAGGAUUUCUUUGCACGACAAGCUUUCUUGACAGUGUCUGGCCAACUCCAAGUUGAAACCUAUGCCUGUGCACUUUCUAGUGUGUAUACUUUUGGACCAACUUUUCGAGCUGAACAGUCUCACACAACUCGGCAUCUUGCGGAGUUCUGGAUGGUGGAGCCUGAAAUUGCUUUUGCUGAUAUCCAGGAUGAUAUGAAUUGUGCUGAGGCGUAUGUGAAGUUUCUGUGUCAGUGGUUACUUGACAAUUGCCUUGAUGACAUGGAAUUUAUAACUAAAUUUGUAGAUAAAGAUGCUCUGAGUAGACUUAGAAUGGUUGCCUCAUCAAACUGCCAUAGGAUAACUUAUACAGAAGCCAUUGGCAUUCUAGGGGUAGCAGUUACUAAAGGGAAGAAAUUUGAAAAUAAAGUAGAAUGGGGGAUUGACUUAGCAUCUGAACAUGAAAGAUAUUUGACCGAAGAGCAUUUUAAGGCACCUGUUAUUGUGUACAACUAUCCAAAAGGGAUAAAAGCAUUUUACAUGAAGGUGAACGAGGACAAUAAGACAGUUGCUGCCAUGGAUCUGCUUGUACCAAAGGUGGGAGAACUAAUUGGAGGAAGCCAAAGAGAAGAGGAUUAUGAGGUCCUCAGAACAAGGAUACUGGAUUUGGGUCUACCACUAGAGCCAUAUGAGUGGUAUCUGGACCUGAGGCGCUAUGGUACUGUAAAACACAGUGGUUUCGGUUUAGGCUUUGAACGAAUGAUUCUUUUCGCCACCGGGUUAGAGAACAUUCGGGAUGUCAUUCCCUUCCCCAGAUAUCCAGGGAGAGCUGAUCUUUAAAUGAUAUUGAUUGUUAUGGAUGCCUAGUUUUUUGAGAUUAUGAUACCAUUUUCUCACAUUGCUAUUGUUAUUCAAGUCAAACAAAUUCAGAUACAAGAAACCUAUAUCAUCUUAUAGGCCGGCCAUUGGUGGCUUAUUUCAUCUUAUAUCCCGAAUGCUUUGUCACUUGUGUAUGUGAUCUUUAUUGAUUUGAUUAAAUCAAGUCAAAUUUUCCACAA
Messenger RNA from Lycium barbarum (goji berry), 2040 nucleotides. Its product is annotated as asparagine--tRNA ligase, cytoplasmic 1-like. Gene Ontology annotation, cellular component: mitochondrion. Gene Ontology annotation, biological process: asparaginyl-tRNA aminoacylation. Gene Ontology annotation, molecular function: asparagine-tRNA ligase activity; nucleic acid binding; ATP binding. The coding region runs from base 77 to 1822 and encodes 581 amino acids. The record is from RefSeq and is a predicted model, not a curated record. Lineage: Eukaryota; Viridiplantae; Streptophyta; Magnoliopsida; Solanales; Solanaceae. The transcript is spliced from 6 exons.